GCAACUCAGUGUCUGUCGGCUUUUGCUUCUGCUUCUGCUUCUGGUUCUGGUUCGCCUUCCUAGUUCCUACCCCCACCAGCAAGCAGCAGCUGAGGUGAGGUCCGUGGCGUUGGAGUGAGGACUGAGGAGGAAGAAGAGGGCGGGAUCUAGGGUACCGGAUGCGCUGGCUGUGCUGAGUGAGAGUAGAGAUGAGCGCGUCUCGGUUCAUCAAGUGCGUCACCGUGGGGGACGGCGCCGUGGGCAAGACCUGCAUGCUCAUCUCCUACACCUCCAACACCUUCCCCACGGACUAUGUUCCAACUGUUUUUGAUAACUUCAGUGCAAAUGUUGUGGUCGAUGGGAGCACUGUGAACUUGGGGUUGUGGGAUACAGCAGGACAAGAGGACUACAAUAGGCUACGCCCGUUGAGCUAUCGUGGCGCUGAUGUUUUCCUGCUGGCCUUUUCUCUGAUCAGCAAAGCAAGCUAUGAGAAUGUUUCUAAAAAGUGGAUACCUGAAUUAAGGCAUUAUGCUCCUGGUGUGCCAAUAAUUCUCGUUGGAACAAAGCUUGAUCUGCGGGAUGAUAAGCAAUUUUUCGUAGAUCACCCUGGUGCUGUACCUAUUUCCACUGCUCAGGGCGAAGAGCUGAGGAAACUCAUUGGUGCAGCGGCAUACAUUGAAUGCAGUUCAAAAACACAGCAAAACAUCAAGGCAGUUUUCGAUGCUGCGAUUAAGGUGGUUCUCCAGCCUCCAAAGCAAAAGAAGAAGAAGAAAAAGGCGCAGAAAGGAUGUGCCAUCUUGUAAUUAAAUGGUAGACAGUGCAGUGCAGAUCGAUGUAUCCCUUCAUUUGUAGCCUCUGGCUUCAAUCGUCGCUUGUUUGUAUAAUUACGCUAGAUGCCACCGGCAGAAGAUAUAAUAUAGUCCUCCUGCCUUUGUGGUGUUGGUCUCUAAGGUCGUCCAGACUCCAGAGUCCAGACGCAUUUGGUUUCUUUUGUUCUAUCUAUAAUCAAUCUAUCUAUAUCUGCUAGUGUUGUGCUUCUGCUA
Molecule: messenger RNA, 1022 nt
Organism: Oryza sativa Japonica Group (Japanese rice)
Lineage: Eukaryota; Viridiplantae; Streptophyta; Magnoliopsida; Poales; Poaceae
Source: RefSeq, a predicted model, not a curated record